AUGCACCGGGGAGCUCCCAGGGCGGAGAAGCACCGGGGGGUUCCUGGGGGUCCCUGGCGGUCCCGUCGCCCUCACGGCGCCGCCGCCAUUUCCCUGCAGCGGCGCCCCCUCCCCGCCAGGGGGCAGCGCCGCCCGCCUGCCCGGUCGGACAAGAUGGCGGCGGCCCCGCAGCCGCAUCCCGGCCCCGGGCCGGGCCCGCCGGCGGCCGAGGCGGAGCGCGGGGGCCCGCGCGGCGGCGGGGCGGACGGGGAGGCCGAGGCGGAGGAGUUCGGGUGCCCGGCGCACUGCUCCGACCUGGCGUGGCGGCAGAACGAGCAGCGCCGCCAGGGCCUGUACUGCGACAUCACGCUGGCGUUCGGCGGCGCGGGCGCGGCCCGCGAGUACCGGGCGCACCGGUCCGUCCUGGCCGCCGCCACCGAGUACUUCACGCCGCUGCUCUCGGGGGGCUUCGCGGAGUCGCGCUCGGGCCGCGUGGAGCUGCAGAAGUGGAGCUCGGAGGGCGGCCCCGACCCCGAGACGGUGGAGGCCGUUGUCGGUUUCAUGUACACGGGCACCAUCCGCGUGAGCCCCGGCAACGUCCACGAGGUGCUGGAGAUGGCGGACAGGUUUCUGCUGACACGGUUAAAGGACUUCUGUGGAGAGUUUCUGAAGAAGAAACUGAACCUCUCUAAUUGCGUGGCAGUUCACAGCUUGGCGCACAUGUAUUCCCUGAACCAGCUGGCCCUCAAAGCGCAGGAUAUGAUCAGGAGAAACUUCCACAAAGUCAUCCAGGAUGAGGAGUUCUACACUCUGCCGUUUCACCUCGUCCGGGACUGGUUCUCGGACUCAGAGAUCACGGUGGACUCUGAAGAGAUCCUCUUUGAGACUGUUUUAAAGUGGGUUCAGAAAAAUCCCGAGGAAAGAGAGAGGUACUUUGAAGAUCUCUUUAAGCUGCUGAGGUUGUCUCAGAUGAAACCCACGUACCUGACUCGCCACGUCAAAUCCGAGCGGCUGGUGUCGAGCAACGAGGCCUGCGUGAAGUUGGUGUCCGAGGCCGUGGAGAGCCAUGCCCUGCGCUCCGAGAACCUGCAGUCCGGGAACCUGCAGCAUUCCGCCUGUCCCGCCGCGCUGCUGCCGCGCUUCGGCCAGAACAUGGACGUCAUCAUCGUCAUCGGCGGCGUGUCCGAGGGCGGCGACUACCUGAGCGAGUGCGUGGGCUACUUCAUCGACGAGGACAGGUGGGUCAACCUGCCGCACAUCCACAACCACCUGGACGGGCACGCCGUGGCCGUGACGGAGUCCUACGUGUACGUGGCUGGCUCCAUGGAGCCGGGGUUUGCCAAGACUGUGGAGAGGUACAAUCCCAACAGGAACAUCUGGGAGCAGGUCUCGAAUCUGAUCACCAGGAAGCAUUCCUUUGGCCUGACCGAGGUGAAGGGCAACUUGUACAGUAUCGGCGGGCACGGCAACUUCAGUCCAGGCUUUAAAGAUGUGGCCGUUUAUAAUCCCGAGCAGGACAAGUGGCAGAACCUGGAGUCGGCCCCAAAGAUCCUGCGGGAUGUCAAAGCUGUCUCCGUGGAGGACCGGUUUGUGUACGUGGCCGCCCGCACCCCGGUCGACAGCGACAGCGAGGACGGGCUGAGGGCCGUUAUUACCAGAUAUGACACUGAAACCAGGCAGUGGCAGGACGUGGAGUCCCUGCCCCUCAUCGACAACUACUGCUCCUUCCAGAUGUCCGUCGCCAACACCAACUUCUACCACACGGCCUCGUGCUGCCCCAAGAGUUACCCCAUCGACAACGAGGAGGCCAAGGGAAAGAUCUCUGGCAGGGCCUCGGAUGAAAUCCUGGAAUCCUUGCCCCCCGAGGUCCUGAGCAUUGAAGGAGCGGCCAUUUGUUACUACAAGGACGACGUGUUCAUCAUCGGGGGGUGGAAGAACAGCGACGACAUCGACAAGCAGUACAGGAAGGAGGCCUAUCGCUACUGCGCCGAGCGCAAGCGCUGGAUGCUCCUGCCCCCGAUGCCGCAGCCCCGCUGCAGAGCCACCGCCUGCCACGUGAGGAUCCCCUUCAGGUGCCUGCAGGGAACACAGAGGUACCCCAUGCCACAGAACCUGAUGUGGCAAAAGGAUAGGAUAAGGCAGAUGCAGGAAAGGCAGAUGCAGGAGAUACACCGACACCUGACCUUGCGGAGAAUGCCGCGCUCCCAGAUCGAGUGCUAGUGUCUGCAACACCACUCCUGAUGAUGGGCCUAGGAAGUAAACCCUUUUGUUAGGCUUGGUAUGUCUUUAUAAGACAUGAGGGCGUUGAUUGGAUUUGAUGCAUAAAACCAGCAUCUUUUGUGUACUGAAAAGUCAGAAGCUCAGAAGUUGAGGGCGGGUGGGAAUUGAGACGCUCUGUGAAUCCAGCAGUAUUCCUUAAUGGUGCCCAGGGGAAAGCUGUAGCCUGUAUCGGGCUGUGAAAUGUCUCUGGGUGCAUUAAGCCUGUUACUUCUCUCUUCAGAUCUUUGGUUCCAAGGGUUUCUGUAGAGUUAGUCUCUAACAGUUCUACUUUGAAAAUCAAAGAUCUGUCUCUUAAUAAUUUAGUGGUUACAUUUGUGUGUGCUUGAAAGCACCUAUUUUAUUUGCACUUAUCUCCUGACAUUCCUUUGAUUCUCUCCUCAGUGACUAAAUUUCACAGGAUUGGUGUUGGUGUACUUGGCUUUCCCGAGCUGGAGGCAGGUGCAAUAGUUCUGUAUGAAACAAAAGCACAAUCUUUCUUUAUGAAAUUACUUCAGGAUGUUUCUAUGUGUGUUAAAUAUUUUGUAUCUGUGCGUUGUAGAGAGGCUGCCCGGUUUGUUUAUAAGUGGAUGAUUGCUAGGACACAAGAUGCUGAAAGAGAGAACUUGAGGCAGGGGAUUUUAUUUCAGGUGUAUCUGCAGGUCUGAGUCUGUGUUUGACAGCUUUGUUAGAAACUCGGGUCAGCAGCCUGAGACAAGGAGUGACGAGUGUAGAACCACCCACCCACACUGACUGUUCACUUCUGUCAGGGUGGAGCAGUGAGAAUGGGAUUAUUCCAUGGGAACAGAGUGAAACCUGAGCUAUGCAUAGGUCCUUUCUCAAACGUUGCACAUGUUUUAAUUCUAGUGAAAAGUGAUGGAAGAGCCCCUGCUGUUCCCAGCCUGUCUCUGACAAUCAGAACCCUUUGCCUUCCACGUGCUAUCCCAAGCAAUUCCCAGCAGCCCUGCUGCAAGCUCCCUCCCCUGGCAGGGAGAGAUGGGUUUUCAAAGUCUUCAAAUACCUGAAUUUCCCCACUUGCUUGGGGUGUGAGAUUUAAGCUCGUGUAAACACCUUUUGGCAUUCUGAGGUGAUUUUACAUCCAACUGCCCUGGUUGACUCUGGGUUUGUUCCCACUGUACUCCCAGGGAAUAGAAUGUGGAGUAUUCCCUUUCAUCUGUCCCACUGAGCACUCCUUCUGCCCAAUCCGAGGAGCUCCAGGACCCUUUAGUUUACCAGCGGUUUCAGUGCAUCCUUCCUACCUCCUUUUCUCUCCAUCCUUCCCUUCUUUUGAAUGUUCCAGGUUUUCCCAGCAGUGUAACUCAGGAUCUUAGGGAAGGGAAUGGGAGGAGUAAUCUCAGUGUUCUGAAAUCUGUGUAGGCAAACCCUGUUGGAGAAUCUGUUACUGUUCCUGGUUCCUUGAUGUUUGCUGGUGGUUUUGGUGUGGGCGUCUCCACUGCAAAGACCUUGUAACCAUUCUGGGGUUUGUUUUGUUUUUAGUUGGUUUGCUUUCUGAGCUGCUCCUUCUCCUUUUCCAGUUCAUCAGGCAGCCCAGAUCGUAUCUGAAACUUGGGGUAAGUCCUUCCACCACUCAGUGUGUAAAGGUUUCUCUCAUGUGUAUGUUCCUUAACACAUCACUUUGCGGUUCACGGGCCACUUUGGUAUCAAUAACUUGCCUGUUCAUGAGAGAGUCUUGCAGCCUUGGUUUAAAAAACCCACCAAACCUGAGAAACUGAACAGUUUGUCUCAGUUGACCCCUCUGUGGUAACUGUGUUGUAUUUUCUUUUUCUGUUGGGUUGUUGGGGCAGGUGAAGUUUAUGCUGCUGGCCUCAUGCAAGAGGAAAUAGGUGAGUUUAAGGUGGUGUUUGCAGGUGACUGUUCCCAAACAGCUCCUGCAGGCCUGUAAGGCAGGGGUUGAUCUGUGGAAUUCAGCCCACGGAUUCUUGCAGGUCUGGAGUAGGUUCAGAAUUGCUGCCCCUGCAGGAGGUUUGUGAUAGGGUGUGCAAAUGCCUCACAGCUCUAGUGCUCAAUCCAUCAAUGUAACAGCAAGUUGUGGGAGCUGGUUUUAAGAUAGUUUCCCAGACUUUGCACUAAAGCAACUGAGAGGAGUUCACAUCCUCUACCCCGCCGACCUGGCUGGAGGGAUUUAACAAGCAGCUGGAGGGUGGUAGUAGGUCACACCACCACAGCUCUAUCCAAGCCCUCCCGUAGCCUGUCAUGGAAUACAGAGAAUUUGUAGGGAGAAACACCGAGAUGAUUAUUUCAGUCGGAAUAGCAACUAAAUAUUUAAUGCAUGGCAGUGAUGCAACAAAAGAGGCAAGGACAGACCUUGCAGUCUUGCUUUCUCUAAACAAAAUUGAUAUUGCACUUUCCCAGGAGGACUUUGGGCUGGCAGACAAGCUGUGUUGUUUACUGAAAGCACUCCCCUCAGAGGCAGUGUCAGCCCAGCCCGUCCCUGGACAGGUAACCUGCGUGUGCCAGCCGCAUGCCGCGUGUGCUCCGCGUGCAUGGCACUGGGGUGCCCUGGCAGCAGCAUGGGCUGCUCUAACCUUUGCUCUGCCAGUUCUGGGGUGGUUUUUAAGCAUUGGUGCUUUUUUGGCCUUGACUUUCAGUGGACUGAUGGCGUUGAUGUGGUUUGUGGCUGACGGGCUGAACAAUCCACUGCAUCACACGAGGUGUUGGGAGGAUUGCAUUCACAGCUCGGGCUGUAAUUUAGCCCAUGAACCUGUGAAUCCGUAACAAUUCCUUGAGGCCCUUGACUGCCACAGCUUGCUGGGUGUUUAUCAGAUGAUCCCAUAAACAGAAGCCUGGGGGUUCUUUCUGUGUGUUUGUAGUGGCUGGUCAGCUGUCAGCAGGGUGGCAGCGUGUGUGAACGAGGAGGCUGACUGCUGGCCUCGCUAUACUGGCGGUCACCAGAGUGACUCCCAGGGGCCAUACGUGUACAGAAUGUUUUAUAACUACCUGGAUACUCUGCUAGUAGCCUGGGGGUGUCCGUGUCUUGAGUGCCUCCCUUGCACAUAGUAGAGGCCACUGCAGAGCUGAAGCAAACAGCUUACACGUGCUGUGAACAGAUGUGCCGAGCAUUCCACUCCACUACUGCAAUGGCGUUUUAUCCCAUUACAGGAAAUGUCAAAAUCCAAACUCUUGGCUGAGGUCAUGUGUUGUGGAAUAGCCUGGUGGCUGCUGACAAACCAAGUCCUCGGGAAUGACAACUUUUUAGGUUGUUCUUAACACAGCCUGGUAAGAGGAUGUUGUAACGUCCCCAGCGGGUUUUGAAAAGCAAGCGUAAAGUAGGUGGUUUGUGGCUUGGGUUCAUUUUCAGCUCUGUCCACCUUAGGUACAAACCUUCUCUGCUGUUUGACAGUCCUGGGUGGAGUCUGAUAAAACAGGUGCUCCUGAGGAUCUAACUCUGUUACUAAUAUGAAUGUAUAGUGUGGAACUAACAAGCUGUUUGAAGACCAUUAAUAAGCAGAUCCUCCUCGUGGGUCUGUGUCACUGUGGGUCACGGCAGCUCUGCUCUCCUGGGACAUUAACGGAGGGGCAACAGAUUUCUGGGGAGCAGCACUCCUGUCCUUACCUGUGAGGUAAAGUAGUGUGUGUGAUAGGCCCUUUGAAACAAAUCCUGCUUGUCAUGUUCUUGACCUUAAAUACACUGUACUAAAGUUUAUUGUAAGAGGUGAAUUAAUGAAAAUAAACCUUUUAUUUCUCUAGCA
Messenger RNA from Myiozetetes cayanensis, 5945 nucleotides. RefSeq names its product kelch like family member 11 (gene KLHL11). Gene Ontology annotation, molecular function: protein binding. The record is from RefSeq and is a predicted model, not a curated record. Lineage: Eukaryota; Metazoa; Chordata; Aves; Passeriformes; Tyrannidae.